AUGUUUGAAUCCGCCGCGCACGGCUCGCCGUGUAGAAAAUUUCAUACAGGAAUGUCAGGAAGACGUUAAGAAUAAACUAAUUAACGAGGCCUAUCAAAUGCUUAAGGAGGAGGUAUACAAAGAUUAUCAGCCGUUAGAUGCUAACGACGACAAUAUACAGUUGAUGAGAGAUCCUCCGACUAGCGUGCCAGACUCCGCGGCAUUUCAGGGCACAGGGUCGGGAUCCUCUGCUCAGUCUGGUGCUUCGGCUUCUUCGCUUACCACUGCGGAAGGUUUUGAUUUGCCGUUGGGCUAUGACAGCUAUCAGGUUAAACCAUCCAAACGACGACUAACGCGCUUAAUGCAUAGUAUUCGUCGCAUUACAUAUGACCAGCCCAACAACAUCUACCACCCCACUUUGGUGCCCUUCGAGGAUAAACGGAUAGCGGGCUGCCUGCUACACUGUGUCUACGCUAAAAACAAUGCAAUCGACAAGCUCGGCUGGCCUACACUAGACGGCCUAGUGGACUUUUAUUCGGAGGGAGUGAACGAGCAUGGCUUUUUCAUGGCCACUCUGCGUUCUGUAAACCUUUGCCUACGUGCAGUUACCAUGAAGUAUCGUAUUAAUCGUCACAAGCUGCCGGAGAGGGGUGAAAGCUGUGAUUUAGCUUUCGACGUCUUCGACUGCAUUUCAGACCAAAUAACGGGUUAUUGCUUGGAUCAAUAUAAGUAAUAAUUUUAU
Molecule: messenger RNA, 721 nt
Organism: Anastrepha ludens (Mexican fruit fly)
Lineage: Eukaryota; Metazoa; Arthropoda; Insecta; Diptera; Tephritidae
Gene: Obp73a
Product: general odorant-binding protein 70
Exons: 3
Coding region: 98-712 (204 amino acids)
Molecular function (GO): odorant binding
Source: RefSeq, a predicted model, not a curated record